UUUUCGUUUGGGUUUUUUUCACUUUUUUUGUGAUGUUGCUGUAUGUUAUAUAGUUUGAUGAUGCUUGCGAAUGGAUCUAUUACCACGUGUCUUAAAUAAUUUACUCAUUUUUGCAUUAUUUUUUUUUUCUACAAAUAGUGUAGUUAUUUGUUUAUAAUAAUAUCCAACAAGUGAAACAGUAAAUUAAAAUUCAAGUGUAUUAUUGAGAGUUGUUUUUUAUAUAAAAUAAAAAACAAAAAAAUAUCAAUGGAUUCGAGUAAUUGUAGGAUAUAUUCAAACCAGGAUGUUGCUAAUGCAAUAAUUUUAUUUAAUCAAGAAAUACCAUGGACAGAUAGAUUUGAAAGGUUAAUGCAUGAGUGGUCGGCUUGUCAUCGACCAGAAUCAUAUUGGCGGAGUUUUGUAAGUUAUCUUAUAAAUAGUACAAAUGAUGAACAGAUAAAUAAAUAUUUAACGACAAUUAAUUCAUCAUUUUUGAAAAAUUGUGAAGAUAUUUAUCGUCUAUGUGUUAAUGCAUCAAAUCACGCAGCUCAUGAUAAAAUAUUACUUCAUCAAAUUGGUCGUGUUGACAUACUAGAAUCAUUAAAAUUUGAUGGUACCAAUAUAACUAUUGAUUUUGAAAAAAUCCAAUCGAAAUUAUUAAAUAAAUUUCCAUACUCAACAAAAUUUCAACAAAAUCAAAUGUCAUCAAAAAUUGAAUCGUUGAUGCAAAGUGAAUUUAAUAAUAUAUUUCGUUUAAUGCAAAAUGAUUUUCCAUUUGCAUCACAAGCAGUAAUCAAAGAAAUUGCAUACAAUACAUUGUUACUUGAUAAUGAAUCUCAAUCGCCACCACCACCACCACCACUAACACCAAUAUCAUCACCAUCAACAAUGAAUACAGCUGGAGCUUAUAAUUAUUACACAACUGGUGAUUCAUCAAUAAAUAACUCUUGGUCACAACAAAGUUAUCAGCCAAAUUGUAAUAAUUAUGUCAACACAAAUUAUCCCAGGAAUGGAUACACACAAGUUGAUAAUAAUUCACAACAAAAUGGAUAUGUCAAUCCUUCAACAUCAGGCUAUGUCCAGAUAAAUCCAAAAUAAUGCAGUUCAAAAAUAAAUAAUUAAAUAAUACCAGUAGUUUUUUCUUUUUUCAAUUAUUUUUUUUUUUUUCUUUUUUUCAUAUGAGUGUUGAACACAAACAAAAUGGUAAGACUACACAAACUCUACAUUAAUGAACUUAUUAUUCACGUUUUUUUUCAUAUACUGUUAGUAGCAAUUAGCAAA
Messenger RNA from Aphidius gifuensis, 1260 nucleotides. RefSeq lists its product as uncharacterized. Bases 247 to 1077 code for a protein of 276 amino acids. NCBI's taxonomy places the organism in Eukaryota, Metazoa, Arthropoda, Insecta, Hymenoptera, Braconidae. The record is from RefSeq and is a predicted model, not a curated record. The transcript is spliced from 2 exons.